UAGUCGACAUUGGUCAGGCUGUUAAAAUGUUGUUGAGAGGAAAUCAUUAAGAUAAAUGGGGGUUUGACAUAGGAAGAUAUGACACAUUCAGCGGACAUCGAUCGCCAAGUAAAGACGGAGGAAUAAAUCGAUAUUUGAACGAGAUGUGGUUACGCGUGACUCCAACGUACGUUUAUCGAGUGAAUGCGUAACGGUUUUAAUUUAAUUUCUUAACGAUUAUUAGCUGUGAAAAUAAUCACAAAUGGCUUCUAGAUCGGGUUUCCCCGUCAACCACAGUAACGUUACCCCAAUAAACCCAAGCAUGAACAGCAUGAACCUUAUUAACCCGGGUCACAGCAGCGCAAUGAGAAUGUCAGCAAUGCCUCAGAAUUCACCCUACAGAGGGAUGGGCAGUUCUCCGAACCAGUAUCACCAACGCCCAAGUAUGCCACCCAGCCGAGGAAUGCCAAUGGGGGGCAUGGGGUCUAUGGGUUCCCCUCUACCUGGUCCGUCUUAUAGUGGAGCCAUGCCCAUGCGACCUGGGAUGCCUCAAGCCGCGAUGGACCCCAACCGGAAGAGACUUCUUCAGCAGCAACAGCAGCAGUCCGGUGGUCUUAUGGGUCAGAGAAGGGGGGUGAAGAGGCGUAAGAUGGCUGACAAAGUGCUCCCACAGAGGAUCAGGGAUCUGGUCCCAGAGUCUCAGGCUUACAUGGACCUUCUGGCCUUCGAGAGAAAGCUGGACCAGACCAUUGCACGCAAACGCAUGGAGAUACAGGAGGCCAUCAAAAAGCCGAUCACGCAAAAACGCAAACUGAGGAUCUACAUUUCUAACACCUACACACCUGGCAAGCCAGAGGGAGAGGAGGCUGAAAAAGUGGCAUCCUGGGAACUUCGAGUGGAAGGCAAACUCCUGGAGGAUCCUGGGAAACAGAAACGAAAGUUUUCAUCCUUCUUUAAAAGCCUGGUCAUUGAACUGGACAAAGAACUUUAUGGCCCAGACAACCACUUGGUGGAGUGGCACAGAAUGCCCACAACUCAGGAGACUGAUGGAUUUCAGGUGAAGAGACCAGGAGAUGUGAAUGUGAAAUGUACUCUCCUUCUCAUGCUAGAUCACCAGCCUCCGCAGUAUAAGCUGGAUCCACGUCUGGCUCGACUGUUGGGAGUCCACACUCAGACCAGAGCCAGUAUCAUGCAAGCCUUGUGGCUCUACAUCAAAAACAACAAGCUGCAAGACUGCCAUGAGAAAGAGUUCAUUAACUGCAACCGAUACUUCAGACAGAUUUUUGGAUGCCCCAGGAUGAGAUUUUCGGAUAUUCCCAUGAAGCUCGCCAGCCUCCUUCAGCACCCUGACCCCAUCGUCAUCAAUCAUAACAUCAGUGUGGAUCCCAAUGAUCAGAAAAAGACUGCAUGCUUUGAUAUCGAUGUUGAGGUGGACGACCCUCUGAAGGCUCAGAUGACCAGCUUCCUGUCAUCCACAACCAAUCAGCAGGAGAUUGCUACCCUGGAGAUGAAGAUCCAUGAGACUAUUGAAUCCAUCAAUCAGUUGAAAACCCAGAGGGACUUCAUGCUCAGCUUUAGUAACAACCCGCAGGAUUUCAUCCAGGACUGGCUCAAGUCUCAGAGCCGAGACCUCAAGUUAAUGACAGACACCGUGGGUAAUCCAGAGGAGGAGAGGAGAACUGAGUUUUAUCACUCAAACUGGGUUACAGAAGCUGUUGGACGCUACAUAUUUUCAAAGGUCCAGCAGAGGAGACAAGAAUUGGAACAGGUACUAGGAAUCCGACUCACUUAAGAAGAUUCAGACUCCAGAUCCAGUCAUCCAAGGAAUCAGCUCAAAUACAGAUGAGAAAAAAUCCAAUAGAUGCACUUCAUAUAGAAGUUUUGGGUGCUGGUAUUGUUUGGUAUAUUCCACUGUCAUAAACUUCUUGUCA
This is a messenger RNA of Rhinichthys klamathensis goyatoka, 1910 nucleotides long. It is a transcript of the gene smarcd2, whose product is annotated as SWI/SNF related, matrix associated, actin dependent regulator of chromatin, subfamily d, member 2. Gene Ontology annotation, cellular component: SWI/SNF complex; nucleus. The record is from RefSeq and is a predicted model, not a curated record. Bases 242 to 1771 code for a protein of 509 amino acids. Gene Ontology annotation, biological process: regulation of transcription by RNA polymerase II. The transcript is spliced from 13 exons. Lineage: Eukaryota; Metazoa; Chordata; Actinopteri; Cypriniformes; Leuciscidae.